UUGUAUUUAUCGUCGUCCUUCUAAUACGUUCACUACUUUUGCUUUGCAUUAAAUUUAAAAAGAGUUUUUUUUUUUUUUGUUUUUUUUAGCAAAAUUAAUUACAGUUAGUAAAUUAUUGCUCAAAACGCUCAUCAAUCAGAAGUAGAAACUAUUUAUUAAAGACGGAAAGCGCUUACAGAAAAAGCUGAAAUAAAUUCGAUCUUCGAUAUAUAAUAAGUCAUAGCAUCUUAAUAUAAGAAUAUGGUGAAUUUGGAUGAAACAAAAAACUUCAACGAUGUAAUGGAUAUGAUCGAUUUUCGUAUUAUUGAAGAGCAUCCAAUUGAGAGACGUUCGCCAACGAAAAGGAAGAAAAAUAAAUUACCCGCACAACGUUAUGGAAAUGCGUUUAGUGAGGAUCCUCAUCUGCGACCACAGCGGCCAUUGAAUCCAAUACGUUCCGCUUUACGUGAACGAACAUUAUUUGCACGUAAGCUAAAACAGGGUCGCGUAUUAUUUAAUUUUAUGGAUCCUUCCGCCGACAUUGGAGGUAAAGCGAUUAAAACGGGCGUACUUAGCAACUUAGCCGUCUAUCUUGCGAACGCCAAAGGCAUACUUACUGAAGGUAUGUUUUAUGAAGUAUUGGGCAUGAUUUCAGCGAAUAUAUUUCAUCCGUUGCCGCCUCAUCAACGGAUAGAAGGUGAACGUAAAGAUAAUGUUAGUGUUGAAGAAGUAUGCUGGGAACAUUUAAUGCUCGUUUAUGAAGUUUUUUAUUGUUUCGUACAUCAUUCAGGUUUCGACAAAGGUUACGCCCACGUCUAUAUGGAUAAGAAAUUUCUUAUGAAACUUAUUCAACUAUUUGAUACGGAAAUUGAACCUGAACGUUAUACGUUAGCCAAUGUUCUAUCGCGUAUUUUCAAAAAAUGUCCUACACGCCGCGAAUUUAUUAGAAAGACCAUCGUCGACAUAUUCUUAGCUCAUAUAUAUGAAGGAAGAGAAUUUAAUGGCAUAUCUGAGUUAUUACAAAUCUUUCAAUUAGUAAUUAUGGAAUUCAAAUCAAUUCUUAAGUACGAAUACUUUGAACUUUUAAUGAGGGUUUUGUUACCUUUGCAUAUUAAUCGUCUCUUAUCUAUAUACCAUAUUAAUCUAUCCGGUUGUGUUGUUUUAUUUGUUAAGAAAUUCUCAGUACUCACAGAAAACGUAAUCAAGCAAUUACUACUAUUUUGGCCGCAAAACUCAUCAGAGAAGCAGGUUAUCUUUUUGGAAGAAAUUGAUACCAUACUUCGACUUAUCGAAUUAAGGGAGUUUCAAGGCAUACAAAAGAUUCUGUUUCGUCACUUGGGUAAAUGUGCAAACAGUCCACAUAUGUUGGUUUCUAAAAGCGCUCUUCGAAUCUUGAGAAGUGCUCAUGUUCGCGCUUUAGUUGAGCAAAGCAAUGUCUGCAUACUGCCUAUAAUUGUACCGGCCUUGUAUCAAACUACCAAGACACAUUGGAAUGAAUUCAUUGUAUGGCUAGCUAUGGAUGUUUUAAAAGAAUACCUGCAAUGGAUUGGAUACUCAUUCUAUCAAUUAACUUAUCAAGAUCACAAAGAACUAUGGAAGGCAUUGCAUAGAGUAGCAGCUAAUGCGUAUGAGGAGAAUGCAAAUAAUGAUGAAGGUCGGGCGUCUCCGACAGCGCCACCGUCAUUCAUUCAAAUGAAUUCAGCAUUAUUUGAACAGUUAUUAGCCGAAUAUACGGAAAGGCAACUGCAACGUGAUAUUGAAGAAUCGCGAACAAGAUUUAUGUCGCAGUAUACUACCAAGGGUGGUCCAAAACUUUCACUGAUACCACUUGAUGAUACAACAAGUAGUAGUGAUAGUGUCGAUACCAUAUUAUCGGAAAUUGCUAACAACAGUGUCCUACAGUCGAAAGUUCACGAAGAUUCAGAACAAAAUCAGUCAACAGAGAAGGAACAACAACAAUUUCAACAUGAUCAACAACAUCAGCAGGAGGAGCAAGAAAAUAAGGAAGAACAAGAGAAGCAUCAAGAAGAAGAACAAGAAUACGACGAAGAAGAUGAAUACGAUGAAGAAGAUGAAGAAGAAGAAGAGGAAGAAGAAGAAGAAGAAGAAAAUGAUGAUGAUGAUGAUGAUGAUGAUGACCUUUAGCAACGCGUAAUGAUGAACUAAUGAUAUUAACGCGAAGAUAAUUUCGGAUGCGGAUAUUAAUACAAACGAUCCAACAUAAUAGACUUACUCCCAAUAAAGAUGCAUAAGCCGUAGUAUGAAAAUCAGAACAAAUGAAUUACCUAAAGGCUAUGAAAUCUUCAAACUAACGGAAGAAACUUCCAACACAUUUUGCAUGUCUUGAAUCGAUAAGAAGCUAAGUAGCUAAGGAGCUGCUGCAACUAAAUUGCUGCAAACAGAGGCAAUGUCCAGAAAUUUUGAAAACUAAACACUAAAGAAUCUAAUCAUUCAGUCGCUUAAACUAAAUAAUGAAAAUUAAAAAAAAAAAAAAUGUGUUACGCAUUGUAUUGUCGUUAACUAUUCAAGAUUGAAAUGUUUUCCUAAUUAUUUUAUAAUCUAGAGUCUAAAUGUUAGUUUUCAAUAGCCGUGCAUUUUGCAAGAGUAAUUCUAUUAUUAUUUAUUUUUUAUUUUUGCUAGUUUAUAUAUUAAAUCUGAUAAAUCUAUUUAUACUUUGAGGUAAACGUUACAACUCCAGCAUUUAUCAUAUCAAGCAAAUAAUAUUAAGUAAAAGAAG
Messenger RNA from Glossina fuscipes, 2716 nucleotides. RefSeq names its product serine/threonine-protein phosphatase 2A 56 kDa regulatory subunit epsilon isoform-like. Gene Ontology annotation, cellular component: nucleus; cytosol; protein phosphatase type 2A complex. The coding region runs from base 241 to 2124 and encodes 627 amino acids. Gene Ontology annotation, biological process: protein dephosphorylation; signal transduction. The transcript has a single exon. Gene Ontology annotation, molecular function: protein phosphatase activator activity. The record is from RefSeq and is a predicted model, not a curated record. NCBI's taxonomy places the organism in Eukaryota, Metazoa, Arthropoda, Insecta, Diptera, Glossinidae.